AUGAACAACAAGAUGAAUAUAAUUGUUUGGUCCAAGAAACACGAGGAAUGUACAUUAGACCAGUGGAAAUCUGUACUUUGGUCUGAUGAGUCAAAAUUUGAGAUUUUUGGUUCCAACUGCUGUAUCUUUGUGAAACGCAGAGAAGGUACAUUUUUAUCAGAACAAAUAAUGGAAACAAACAAAACAAUGGUCAAAUAUUUUAUUUUGUUGGCUUUUGCUGAUUUGCACCAGUUUCAAUAUCUUCUUAUUUUUGUCUUUCUACUGACCUACAUUACAUGUGUCAUAGGGAACUUUGCUAUCAUUGUUCUUGUUGGAGUAGAACCUUCUCUUCAUAGAGUAAUGUAUUAUUUUAUUAGUGUAUUCUCUGUUUUGGAAAUUAUGUUCGUCUCUGUCAUUGUCCCAAAACUUUUAGACAAUCUUAUUGCAGCUAAUAAUGUUAUUUAUUUUAAUGAAUGCUUUGCUCAAAUGUAUAUGUUUAUUUCCUUGGCUGGAACUGAAUGCUAUCUGCUGGUAGUAAUGGUCUAUGACCGACAUGUGGCUAUUAAUAAUCCUUUACACUACUCAGCAAUAAUGACACCUACAGUUUGCAUUAAUUUGGCUCUUCUACCAUGGAUCAUAGGAUUUGCUAUUAGUUCAAUCCCUGUCUUCAUCACAGCACAUUUGGAAUUCUGUGGUCCUAAUAUGAUUGAUCACUUCUUCUGUGACUUGGCUCCGCUGCAGAACUUGGCAUGUUCCGAUCCCUUUAUAAGCAUUCUAUCUACAAGCACUGGAGCAGUAUUCAAUGCAGCUAUGUCUUUCAUUACAAUCAUAGGAUUCUACAUCCGUAUAAUAAUGACUGUUAAUAAGAUCAAGAGCGAGGAAGGAAAACAGAAAGCUUUUUCCACAUGUUCAUCUCAUCUUAUUGUAGCUGGUCUAUUUUAUGGGACAGGCAUCAUUGUGUAUGCCAAGCCUAAGGGAAGCCAUUAUGCCAAAUAUCUUACUUUUAUGUACACAGCAUUCACACCUAUGAUUAACCCUUUUAUUUAUACCUUUAGAAACAGGGAUGUAAAAAAGGUUUUACUGAAUUCAAUUAGCAGGUUUAUAAAACCAGUUUGA
Messenger RNA from Pseudophryne corroboree (corroboree frog), 1095 nucleotides. RefSeq names its product olfactory receptor 2A25-like. Gene Ontology annotation, molecular function: G protein-coupled receptor activity; olfactory receptor activity; nucleic acid binding. Gene Ontology annotation, biological process: G protein-coupled receptor signaling pathway. Gene Ontology annotation, cellular component: membrane. The record is from RefSeq and is a predicted model, not a curated record. The transcript has 2 exons. Lineage: Eukaryota; Metazoa; Chordata; Amphibia; Anura; Myobatrachidae. The coding region runs from base 1 to 1095 and encodes 364 amino acids.